Molecule: messenger RNA, 2097 nt
Organism: Symbiodinium pilosum
Lineage: Eukaryota; Dinophyceae; Suessiales; Symbiodiniaceae
Source: the annotation of a GenBank genome assembly
AUGGCAACGCACUGGGAAGCCAUUGGCUAUCCUACGAUCCAAGAGCACCGCUCGAAGUUCGAGGCGGGGGGUAAGCUCGCCGUCUACGACAUCGAGGACUUGGUCAAGGAUGGCCACGAGACGCAAACGUGUCCUUACCACGCUGCGCUGGACUUGACAGCUGAAGGUGCAGGUCUGGUCCUUGCCACAUACCCACAGCUUCUGGAUCCCUGUGUGCGAGAGACAAGCAGCUUCAGCACCGUCCUCCAGGACGCCAUAGUCGUCAUCGAUGAAGCCCACAACAUCCCGCAGGCUGCCCGCGACGCGGCAACGCCGCUGGGGCUGGCACAGGCCACCGCGGAGCGUGAGGCCUCUCGGCCUGACUUUGAGGAAGUCGUGCUUUAUUUCUUUCUACGCGGCAUCAUUGUGGACUCGCCUAGCCAGCCUACAGGGCGGCGCUUCUCCAACCGCUCCCCACGGAAGGGACCACCACCACAGAUGGUUGUCCGGACCUUCUUGACAGAGGCUUCCCCGGCCGAGUCGACUAUUCUCCGCGCCUGGAUCAAGAAUUUCGAUCCAGAGAGUGGUGAUGUCUACUUGCUCUUUCAGCGCCUGGACAUUGAUAACUCUGGCAAGCUCACGCUCGACGAGAUCGAUGAGGAAACCGCUCGCCUUUGGCUUGGCUUCAAGCAGUGGUGCGUCACAAAUUUCGACAGCCCCCUGGACAUGGUGUACAAGCUUAGCCGCGGGAAGGAUUACCUCAGCGAGGACGACUUCUUGCAACGGUGUACCUUCUUUGACUGGAAGGAGUCUGUCCUACUUAACAACCCUCAGAGAUGCUUAGCCUCAUGCAUGCCGGCGCUUGGUAAGUCUGUUGAGAUGACACUGGAGAUGAACAGUGGAACGGAUGACGUUGCAUGUCAAAGCAAAGCUUCCGCUAAAGUGAAAGGGGACAAAGCCAAGGGUGUCUCUAUCUGGAAGGAGGAGCAUCGCGAGAAGGAGGAGAUGAAGAAGCUUGCCAUGAAGGUUUUGGCGGUGAAGAUUCGAGAGCGACAAGCGCUGGCCGCGGUGCUGCCAAACUUCAAGGCGUUCCUGAAGCGGAAGUGUGGUGGAAGCAUUCUUGCCGCCUGGCGGCGCCACCUCGAUCGUCACGCCACCAUGAAUGUCCACAAGUAUGAGCUCGCAAAGGCAGUGAAGGCCCUCUGCUGGCCGGGAGAGUUCCGCAUCCUCUGGAAAGCAUUGGACAAGGAUAAGAGUGGCCUGGUCUCCUACCAGGAACUGGAUUUGCCUGGCGCCGAGACCCUGGCUGAGUUCAAAUCCUUCACUGCGGAGCAGUUUGGAAGUGCCGUGAAUGCAUUCCAUGCCAUGGACAAAGCACGGAUGGGGUCCGGAAGGUUGUCCGAGCAAGAUUUCAUAGAGGAGUGCCAGAAGUACGGCUUCCAGGCCACACGGCAGCUCUUCAGAGGCUUAGACUUCCACGCCACAGGCAGCAUCACGCAAGACGAGAUCACGUUUGUGGACAACUGGGGUUGUCCCUCGUACCUCACAGCCCCGAAAAACGAGACGGCGGCACACGAGUUCAAGCAGCGCUUGAAAAAGAUCUACCACAGCUACCUGAAGGCCUGGAGGUCUUGCCUGGACAAGGACAACAGCAAUCGCGUGACCUGGCAGCGGUUCCAAGAAGGGGCUUCGCGGGUAAUCUUCCACAAUGACUUGGCUGGAGCCUGGCGAUACUUGACGGCGGGCUCCACAUACCUCACGCUGCACGACAUAGAUCCAGAGUCGGCAGAACUGAUCUCCAAGUUCCAGUCAUUUGCAGACGAACAGUUCGGUGGUAUGAUGAGUGCCUUCAAGCUCUUUGACUUGGACAAGAACGGUUAUGUGGACGUCACGGAGUUCACGCGUGUUCUCAUCGGCUUCGGCUAUCCGGGAAGCGACGAAGCUGCAAACACGCAAACUUGCAUAUCCUCAAGCUCAAGCAUUGUUGACCUGCAGGUUUUAACCAGGUUUUAUUUGCAUCUGGGUUCACUGUGUCCUCUGCUCCGCGAAAAGUGUGGUUUCAUGCAGAGCUCUCCUCCUAGUGCGGAACGUAGCCAUGAAUGGGCUGAGGUCAAGUGA